UAUAUCAGUUUCAUUUUCACUAAAGGUCCCAAUAACGUUUGGAUUAGUAUUUUUCAAAAGCUGCAGAAGGAUGAGGAACCUCCAAUUUUUUGUUGUUCUUUUCAUGGCUAUCUUCAUUGUUUCAGGUGCGAAAGAGAUGCGAAUGAAUCAGGAGAAAAAAACUUGUCCCGUGUACUGGCCAAUGGUUCCAUGCGAUGCUAAAAAAUGCGAGAAGAUGUGUCUUGACUUUUACGGUCUACAGGUGUCCUCCUCUUACUGUGAUAAACCCGGAGACCCAAACGCUCAAUGUGUAUGUGUUUUUACAGACUGUUGAUAAUGCUUAAGAUAGAUUUAUCCAUUAACAGGCAUUAUCGUGUGUUUAUGUAACCCAAAAAUAAGUUAUACAACAACCGUUAAUUA
Molecule: messenger RNA, 399 nt
Organism: Brassica napus (rape)
Lineage: Eukaryota; Viridiplantae; Streptophyta; Magnoliopsida; Brassicales; Brassicaceae
Product: defensin-like protein 201
Exons: 2
Coding region: 71-313 (80 amino acids)
Source: RefSeq, a predicted model, not a curated record